Messenger RNA from Coturnix japonica (Japanese quail), 1828 nucleotides. RefSeq names its product transcriptional adaptor 3 (gene TADA3). Gene Ontology annotation, molecular function: transcription coactivator activity. The record is from RefSeq and is a predicted model, not a curated record. Gene Ontology annotation, biological process: regulation of transcription by RNA polymerase II. Lineage: Eukaryota; Metazoa; Chordata; Aves; Galliformes; Phasianidae. Gene Ontology annotation, cellular component: SAGA complex.
CCCGGCCCUGCCCCCUGCCCGCCCCCCGCCGGGACCCGCCGAGCUCCGGGCGGCACCGAGAGACCGGACAACAGGCUUCUAUCGCCGCCCGGUUCCGACCCGGUGCCGCCAUGAGCGAGCUGAAGGACUGCCCGCUGCAGUUCCACGACUUCAAGUCUGUGGACCACGUGAAGGUGUGCCCGCGGUACACGGCCGUGCUGGCCCGGUCCGAGGACGAUGGUAUCGGGAUCGAGGAGCUGGACACGCUGCAGCUCGAGCUGGAGACGCUGCUGUCCUCAGCCAGCCGCAGACUGCGGGUACUGGAGGCAGAGACACAGAUCCUGACGGACUGGCAGGACAAAAAGGGCGACCGGCGCUUCCUGAAGCUGAGCAAGGAACACGACGUGGGCACCUCCGUCAAACACGGCAAGCCCAAGAAGCAGAAGCUGGAGGGUAAAGGGGGGCACGGGACGGGGCCUGGGCCCGGCAGGCCUAAGUCUAAAAACCUGCAGCCCAAGAUCCAGGAGUACGAGUUCCAGGAUGACCCCAUCGAUGUGCCGAGGAUCCCUAAAAACGAUGCUCCGAACAGGUUCUGGGCAUCAGUGGAGCCGUACUGCGCCGAUCUCACCAAUGAGGAGGUCAGGGUCCUGGAGGAGCUGCUCAAACCGCCAGAGGACGAGGCUGAGCACUACAAGAUCCCACCGCUGGGGAAGCACUACUCACAGCGCUGGGCUCAGGAGGACCUGCUGGAGGAGCAGAAGGAUGGAGCCCGGGCAGCGGCUGCGGCUGACAAAAAGAAGGGUGUUCUGGGACCACUGACCGAGCUGGACACCAAAGAUGUCGACGCCUUGCUGAAGAAGUCAGAGGCCCAGCACGAGCAGCCUGAGGAUGGAUGUCCCUUUGGACCCCUGACACAGCGUCUCCUGCAGGCCCUGGUGGAGGAAAACAUCAUCUCCCCUGUGGAAGACUCGCCCAUCCCCGACAUCGCUGGCAAGGACUCAGGAGCCGAUGGCGCUGGCACUUCUCCACGCAGCCAGAACAAGCCCUUCAGCGUGCCCCACACCAAGUCGCUGGAGGGGCGGAUCAAGGAGGAGCUGGUGGCUCAGGGCCUGCUGGAGUCUGAGGACCGUCCCGCCGAGGACUCGGAGGAUGAGGUCCUGGCUGAGCUGCGCAAGAGGCAGGCGGAGCUGAAGGCGCUCAGCGCCCACAACCGCGCCAAGAAGCACGAGCUGCUGCGGUUGGCCAAGGAGGAGCUGCACCGGCAGGAGCUGCGGCAGCGCGUCCGCAUGGCCGACAACGAGGUGAUGGACGCCUUCCGUAAGAUCAUGGCGGCCAGGCAGAAGAAGCGCACCCCCACCAAGAAGGAGAAGGACCAGGCGUGGAAGACGCUGAAGGAGCGUGAGAGCAUCCUCAAGCUGCUGGAUGGGUAGCGGGGGGACAGGACUGGGCUGCACAACGCUGCCAUCAUCCCUUUAUUUCACGGACUGGAGGCGCUGUGAGCACAGGAGCUUCCCGGCUGUACCUGUGCUCUGCCUGGAUCGCUGCGGGUCGGGACGGGGUGCACGGGGCUGGGUCCUGCUCCUGGCCCAACCCGCAGCCACCGAACCGCAGGGACUGGGCGAGAGCAUCCCUGGAGCAGCCAUAGCCGCCCUCUGGUUUCCGCUGCCGCGGUUAUUCUGGGCAAUGGAGCUGUGCCAGGACACGGCUGGGAGCCGGGCCGGGCCUCGUUAGCGCCGGGAACAGCCGGGGACAGCGGCGGGGAGCGGGACGGGGCUGUACCGUGUGUUGUGCGGUGAGGGCAAUAAAGGAGCAUUGGCACUGCCGGUGUGCCGUGCGGUGCUGGGGGCUG